Necator americanus (New World hookworm) is the source of this 1311-nucleotide messenger RNA. RefSeq lists its product as uncharacterized. Bases 1 to 1311 code for a protein of 436 amino acids. Gene Ontology annotation, cellular component: plasma membrane; neuron projection; synapse. Gene Ontology annotation, molecular function: excitatory extracellular ligand-gated monoatomic ion channel activity; transmitter-gated monoatomic ion channel activity involved in regulation of postsynaptic membrane potential; transmembrane signaling receptor activity. The transcript is spliced from 13 exons. Lineage: Eukaryota; Metazoa; Nematoda; Chromadorea; Rhabditida; Ancylostomatidae. The record is from RefSeq and is a predicted model, not a curated record. Gene Ontology annotation, biological process: chemical synaptic transmission; nervous system process; monoatomic ion transmembrane transport.
AUGUAUGCAUUAAUAAUCAUCUGUUUCGACAACGACACCUCGUUGAUCCUACGCGAUAUUUUCGCCUCCUACGACAAAAGAGUGAUUCCAUUCACUCAUGGGCCGGUUGUCAUCAACAUGACCAUCGUUCUUGGGAUUCUCGUGGAAGUGAGAGAAAACGAACAACUUGCCGCCUACGUUAUAUCACAUACUCAGAGGUGGUAUGAUCGACGGCUACGAUGGGACCCAAACAAUUAUCGUGGACAGAAAGAGGUCAUUGUCCCCCAAAGCAUGGUUUGGAUACCUAAAUUGUUUGUGUAUAACAGCCUUGAAUCGAAAGAGAUGCUCACACCUAAUCGAGCUGACGUUCGUCUCUAUCAUAAUGGUGCGAUCAAAGUAAACAUACCGCAGUAUGUUAGUGCUAUAUGUCGCAUACAAACGCAAUCGUUUCCGUUCGAUUGUCAGUUCUGUGCAGUCGCCCUGGCUUCACCGUUGUUGAAUGUUGACGAAAUGAUUGUGGACGCUACACAACCGCCGAAGGAUUCGUAUUUUGCGGGUAAUGCAGAAUGGUAUCUUUUCAAUGUAACAGUACGGCAUAUGCGAUUCGUUGAAGAAGGGGAAUCACGCGUUGAGGUUCACUAUAUUUUUCAUCUUCAACGGCGACCAAUCUACUACAUUACGGUCAUCGUUGCACCGACAUUUCUUAUCUCAGCUCUUUCAAUACUUGGAAUCUUCUCGCCAGGAUCUAGCGAUGGACCACGAAAUGAGAAGGUUUCGCUUGGACUUGGAAGUCUACUCGCUAUGACAGUUCUUCUUGGAAUUGUAGCGGGUGCGAUGCCAAAAAGUAAUGCAAUUCCUCUGUUAGGAUACUACAUCCUCAUAGUGAUUCUUCUGUGCGCAGUAGCUGUCAGCAUAUCGAUGGCUUUUCUUGCCAUCAGUCGACAGUACAUCCAGAAAGAUCAAAUGCCAUCAAAGCGAAUGCUGAGGUUCAUGCUAAUUCCCGAGUCUCGAAAAAGACGGUCAACAGUCCUCACGAGAAACUCAUUCCACAAUGCUUGUCUUGAUAAAGAAAGCAUCGAUCGUCCCAAAGUUCCGGAGUUGGUAUUGAUUUACAAUAUCCUUGAAGAAAUUGCUGAGUCACACAGGAAUCUUCGUCGGAAGACCGAACAAAAGAUGCAGAGGAAAAAUGUGCAGCAUGAAUGGGCAAAAGUGUUUUCGCGAUUCGAUUAUUUCUUCCUCUUCAUAUUCGAAUUGCUCAAUAUGGCUGCUCUAGCUGUUUUCCUACGAGUCGCUUGGUUGCCAACACCGGAGUUACGAGAACAAAUCCUAUGA